Molecule: messenger RNA, 909 nt
Organism: Blumeria graminis f. sp. triticale
Lineage: Eukaryota; Fungi; Ascomycota; Leotiomycetes; Helotiales; Erysiphaceae
Source: the annotation of a GenBank genome assembly
AUGUCAAGCCCUCAGGAAAUAUGGAGGCAGCUCCAAAUGAAGGCUGCGGAAGCAGGUAGAUCUGGUGGUCGUAUGCCCAAAGGUGUCGGUGGUGCCGGUACAGCUGCUGUUCUGAUUGGAGGAGCUGCUUGGGUUCUAAGUCAUUCUAUAUUCAAUGUUGAUGGUGGUCACAGGGCCAUAAAGUAUACGAGAAUAGGCGGAGUAGCCAAAGAUAUCUACUCUGAAGGCACACACAUCAAAAUCCCAUGGUUCGAGACUCCUAUUGAUUAUGAUGUACGAGCAAAGCCGCGUAAUGUAGCAUCUCUUACGGGUACGAAAGAUUUACAGAUGGUCAAUAUUACGUGUCGUGUACUCUCGAGACCAAGAAUCGAUGCUCUACCCCAAAUCUACCGAAACCUCGGUACGGAUUACGACGAAAGAAUUCUACCCUCUAUUGUCAACGAGGUGCUCAAAAGUGUCGUGGCACAAUUUAAUGCAAGUCAACUAAUCACACAGCGUGAGAAUGUUGCAAGACUAGUUCGGGAGAACUUAGCAAAGCGUGCAGCAAUUUUCAAUAUCAUGCUGGAUGACGUUUCAUUGACGCACCUUGCAUUUUCACCUGAAUUUACCGCAGCAGUAGAAGCCAAGCAAGUAGCGCAACAAGAAGCGCAACGAGCUGCUUUUGUUGUUGAGAAAGCUCGCCAAGAGAAGCAAGCUAUGGUUGUUCGGGCUCAGGGAGAAGCUCGAUCUGCCGAGUUGAUUGGAGAUGCUAUCAAGAAGAGUCGUUCUUACGUGGAUCUGAAGCGAAUUGAGAACGCCCGGGCAAUUGCACAGAUUUUGAAUGAUUCAGGUGGCAAGAAUAAAUUAUUUCUGGAUUCAGAGGGAUUAGGACUCAAUGUCUCUGAAAGUUACGAAAAAAAAGAUAAGUAG